AUGCAUCGACGCAAGGCGAUAUCUCCUGCUAGUAUAGCAGACAGCAGCGGCGUGAUUCUUCUACUGCUGCUGGGCUCUGCGCUCCUCUGCUUCCCAAGCGCGACUAACGGCGCGAGGCACACGGCGCUAAGGUCACAGGGAGUAGCAACGAGCAGCCGGACCAUAGCGCACACGAUAUGGACGUCCGGAAGCACGUUCCUUCGCGGCAAUAUCAAUGGUCAAAGGAGCAGCAGUGGCAGCACUCCAGUUGCGGCUACUACAACCACCGGCGCUACUACAACCGUCGCUGCUGGCUCCGCGGCUGCUAAAACCGCGGCGGCGGGCUCGGGGUGCGCGGCGUCGGCGCUGGAGGGGUUCGCGUGGUCGGCGGCGCUGGGGUCCACUGGACUCACGCUGCAUUGGCGCGCAGUGGACUCGUCGCGCCUCGCCUUGGCGCUGGAAGCGGCGGGCGGCAGCACGGCGGCGGCAGGGUGGUUCGCCGUGGGGUGGUCGGCGACGGGCCGCAUGGCGGCGUCCGACGCCGUGGUGGGCAAUCUGGCGGGCGGCGCCGCUGUCCAGGCGGUGUACAUGAGCGGCACGGCGCAGAGCGACGUUCAGCCCACAAGCAGCUUCGAUAUUGGCAACGCGCAGCUCGCCACGUCACCCUCGGGAUCCACCAUUCUCAAGUUCAACCGCUCAGCAGGAGACGGGUCGGUGCCAGUGAGCGUGCAGGGCAGCAACACGCUCGUGUGGGCGCACUCCCCCGAUGGCUCGCAGACGCUCGGCUUCCACGGCGACUAUGAUGGCGCGCUUCAAGUGGACUUCGCGUGCUCCUCUGCCUCGUCCGGAGGGGGAGGGGGUGGCGGCACUGGUGGGGGCGCGGGGGGAGGCACUGGCGGAGGUGGGGGCGACUAUGGGGGUGACUACAACGGGGGGAACAACGGGGGGAACAACGGGGGAGGUGAUUACGGUGGUGGUAAUGGCGGGAACGGAGGAGGCUAUGGCGGUGGCAGCGGCGGUGGGGGUAAUGGUGGCGGAGGGGGCAAUGGUGGGGGAGCAGGAGGCGGAGGAAGGGGAGGCGGUGGGGGGGACUGCAGGGGAGGGCCUGGGGGCGGACAUGGGGUACCUGGGGGGGGACAAGGGGGCCCUGGGGGCGGUCAGGGCAGACCUGGGAGCGGGCGAGGCGGGCCAGGUGACGGGCAAGGGGGAGCCAGUGGGGGACAGGGCGGAUAUGGGGGCGGACAGGGCGGACCUGGAGCUGGGGGCGGGCAAGGGGGAGCUGGGGGCGGGCAAGGGGGAGCUGGGGGCGGCAAUGGUGGUGACUACAGCAAUGGGGGGGGCUACAGCGGCGGUAAUGGCGGAGGCAGCACAGGCGGACAAGGUGGUUACUACAGCGCUACAGGAGGAGGAGGGGCUGCUGGUGAGGGUGCUGGUGGUGGGGGUGCUGGGGGUGGUGGUGCUGCUGGUGGUGCUGCUGGUGGUGCUGCUGGUGGUGCUGCUGGUGGUGCUGCUGGGGGUGCUGCUGGUGGUGCUGCUGGGGGUGCUGUUGGUGGGGGCUGUGGGGGAGGACAAGGGCAAGGCGGGGGACCUGGGGGACAGGGGGGAAGUGGGGGAGGGCAGGGCGGACCUGGUGGGGGACAGGGGGCCCCUGGAAGCGGGCAAGGGGGAGCUGGAGGCGGGCAGGGCGGACCUGGGGGUGACUAUGGUGGGGGGAGCAAUGGCGGUGACUAUGGUGCUGGUAAUGGCGGUGGUGACUAUAGUGGGGGGAAUGGAGGGGAUUACAACACUGGUGGUGACUACAGCGGGGGGAACACUGGAGGGGGCUAUGGUGGCGGCAAUGGUGGUGACUAUAACGGGGGGAGCAAUGGUGGUGACUAUAACGGGGGGAGUAAUGGUGGUGACUAUAGCGGGGGGAGCAAUGUUGACUACAGUGGGGAUUAUAGUGGAGGGACUGGCGGCGGCAGUCAGGGCGGCAGUCAGGGCGGCCCAUCGGGGGGUAUGAGUGGCGGGGGAGGCAUGGGCGGUGGUGCUGCUGGCGGGGGAAUGGGUGGGCCUGGAGGCAUGGGCGGUGGAGGCAUGGGCGGUGGAGGCAUGGGCGGUGGUGCUGCUGGUGGUGGUCUGGGUGGGGCUGGGGGAAUGGGAGGGGGCGGGGGCAUCGGAGGGGGCGGAGGAAUGAGAGGGCCUGGAGGAGGUGGGAUGGGCGGAGGGGGAGGGAUGGGCGGAGGAGGAGGGAUGGGCGGAGGAGGAGGGAUGGGCGGAGGAGGAGGGAUGGGCGGAGGGGGAGGGAUGGGCGGAGGAGGAGGGAUGGGCGGAGGAGGAGGGAUGGGCGGAGGGGGAGGGAUGGGCGGAGGAGGAGGGAUGGGCGGAGGGGGAGGGAUGGGCGGAGGGGGAGGGAUGGGCGGAGGAGGAGGGAUGGGCGGAGGAGGAGGGAUGGGCGGAGGGGGAGGGAUGGGCGGAGGAGGCAUGGGAGGAGGCAGGCGUUAG
Molecule: messenger RNA, 2463 nt
Organism: Closterium sp. Naga37s-1
Lineage: Eukaryota; Viridiplantae; Streptophyta; Zygnematophyceae; Desmidiales; Closteriaceae
Source: the annotation of a GenBank genome assembly